ACAGCGGUGCCGCUGCCUCGUGGUGAUGCGGUGGUGGCCGUGCCGUAGGUGACACCGCGGUGCCAUCGCAGUGAGGUGACCCCGGCCCCGCUGCCAUCCCCACCGGAUGUGCAGCAGCAGCGGGUGGCACGCGGCUGCCACCCACCACCACCGCUCCAGCCCCAUGCUGGUGCCACCAGCCACCGCGUCCCCGCUUCUGCCAGCCCUGCAGCACCGCUGUCACUGUGGCUGAGGAAGCCACCGAGUGUCCCCUGCCCCUGCACUGUGCGUGCACCCACGUCACCCUGGCUUGGCUGCAGCAGGGAGGUCACCAGGCACAGGAGGGGACCCGUGGGGCCAGCGGGACGCAUGGGGACGGGGCAGUGCCCGGGGUGGAGCUGAGGAGGAGCCGUCCCUCGCCCCGCUAUAUCAGGCCCGCGCACGGCAUCGCGCUCUCUUCGCCGCUGUCACAUCGCCGGGUCGCAGCAAUGACGACUUACACGGACAAGGGAGAAAAGCCCCUGCGAGGCCGCUUCAUCCACUUCCACUCCAUCACCUUCUGGGUGGGGAAUGCCAAGCAGGCUGCCUCGUAUUACUGCAACAAGCUGGGCUUCGAGGAGCUGGCGUACCGGGGGCUGGAGACGGGCAGCCGGGAGGUGGUGUCACACGUCAUCAAGCAGGACAAGAUCGUGUUCGUUCUCUCGUCCGCGCUCAACCCGGGGAAUGAGGAGAUGGGCGAGCACCUGGUGAAGCACGGGGAUGGGGUGAAGGACGUGGCCUUCGAAGUGGAGGACUGCGACUUCAUUGUGAAGAAAGCCAAGGAGCGCGGAGCCGUGGUGGUGAAGGAGCCCUGGGUGGAGGAGGACAAGUUCGGGAAGGUGAAGUUCGCCGUCAUCCAGACGUACGGCGACACCACCCACACCUUGAUAGAGAAGCUCAACUACAAGGGGCUCUUCCUGCCCGGGUACCACGCGCCCCUCUUCAAGGACCCUCUGCUGCCCAGGCUGCCGAGCGCCAAACUGAGCUUUGUGGACCAUGUGGUGGGGAACCAGCCUGACCUCCAGAUGGUCCCGGUGGCCGACUGGUACCAGAAGAACCUCCUCUUCCACCGCUUCUGGUCGGUGGACGACAAGCAGCUGCACACCGAGUUCAGCGCCCUGCGCUCCAUCGUGGUCACCAACUACGAGGAGACCAUUAAGAUGCCCAUCAACGAGCCGGCGUUCGGCAAGAAGAAAUCCCAGAUUCAGGAAUACAUCGACUACUACGGAGGGGCCGGAGUCCAGCACAUCGCGCUGAACACCUCCGACAUCAUCUCGGCGAUCACCAACCUGAAGCAGCGCGGCAUGCAGUUCAUGGACGUGCCGUCCAGCUACUACCAGCUGCUGCGGGAGAGGCUGAAGGCUGCCAAAAUCAAAGUGAAGGAGAACAUCGACAAGCUGGAGGUGGGUCGGGCCGCAGCUGGGCCGGUUCCCCACGGCGUCUGGCAGGGCCGAGGGCCGCGUGGAGGCACCUCCGUGCUCCUCGGUGAGUCUCGGAGUUCGCUUCCUAUUGCCUUUCUCCAGGAACUGAAAAUCCUGGUGGACUUCGAUGAGAAAGGCUACCUGCUCCAGAUCUUCACCAAACCGGUUCAAGACAGGCCCACGGUCUUUCUGGAGGUCAUCCAGCGGCACAACCACCAGGGCUUCGGCGCCGGGAACUUCAAGUCUCUGUUCGAAGCGAUAGAAAUCGACCAGGACGCACGAGGCAACCUGACGGUCCUGAACCCCAACGGGGAGAGCGAGGGCAUGUAGCGGCAGAGCGUGCCCAGCCUCCGUCACCGGCCCCUAACGAGCUGAUCCCUAACGAGCUGAUUCACAAACGAAAUGGGGACCCGGCCGAUGCUUCAGUAAAUAGCCCGGGGAAGUCGCUGCCAAGCUGGCGACGUGCAAGGACUGAUCCCGACCCAGCCCAGGGACUGCCCUCAGGAGAGGGGACGUGGGAAAUGGUGACAGCGUUUCACGAACCAGCCUAACCCAAUCCAAGCCACCCAAUUCCUGACACAGGACACGUGCCCAAGGUAUGCAGCUCUGGAGGAAGACACAGGAAACAACUGGAGCACUUAAACCCCAUCUACAUGAAGUUUUCCAUUAAUUUUAGCUAUGCGGGAAGCUGAGAGAGGAAAGCAUUCAGGGAUUUGCCUCUCUGCGUGUCUCUUUUUAAUUAUUAUUACUUGUAGGUUCAAUCUUGGAUUUGAAUUUCCUGAGAGUAAACACAUGAUUUUGGGGUAGCUACAGCAUUCUGGAAUGAGAUGAUUGAAUGUACACGUUUCAGCCUUCUUGCCCCUGUACCCCAGUCUUGCUCUAGUACCUGUAAGCUCUUGAAUUAACGAGGGGCUGGGGUUUUCCAGUGCUUCAAGAAGCAAUCGCUGCGUUUGUGGCGAUUGCCUGGCUUGGUCCUGGCUGCAGGUGAGGACUCCCCUUGGGGCAUCACCCUGGGCACCAUCACAGUCCUUUGCAAGGAGGCUUUCCCCACUGACACAAUAAAAUCCGUUUCUGUC
Cygnus olor (mute swan) is the source of this 2515-nucleotide messenger RNA. It is a transcript of the gene HPD, whose product is annotated as 4-hydroxyphenylpyruvate dioxygenase. The transcript is spliced from 13 exons. The record is from RefSeq and is a predicted model, not a curated record. Gene Ontology annotation, molecular function: 4-hydroxyphenylpyruvate dioxygenase activity. Gene Ontology annotation, cellular component: endoplasmic reticulum membrane; Golgi membrane. Gene Ontology annotation, biological process: L-tyrosine catabolic process. NCBI's taxonomy places the organism in Eukaryota, Metazoa, Chordata, Aves, Anseriformes, Anatidae. Bases 468 to 1769 code for a protein of 433 amino acids.